AUGCCACCCGGCCCUCUUCCCCUCCCCCUAAUAGGAAACACACACCUCCUCCCAGACAACAAACCCUGGAUCUACUUCGAGCAACUAUCAAAACAAUACAACUCCCCCAUAAUCACAUUCUGGACAGGCCGACGCCCAACCCUUUGGAUCUGCGACGCCUGGACCGCUAACGAACUCCUCGAUAAACGCGCCGCAAUCUACGCCUCCCGUCCACGCAUGGUCGUCUUCAGCGAGCUGGGCGCCGGCCAGUCUAAUCUAGUCAACAUGUACUACGGCGAUAGAUGGCGCCUGCACCGAAAGCUAACCCAUAUGGGUGUUGGUCUACAGCAGGUACGGAAUUAUCGGGGCUUCCAGAAUGAUGAGAGUAAAGUGGUUGCGUUUGAUUUGUUGAGGGAACCAGCAGAGUAUGUCAGCCAUUUUGAGCGGUAUGCGACGAGUGUGGUAUCUAUUAUUGGAUUUGGGAGGCGUGUGGCUAAGUAUACGGAUCCGAUUAUUACGGAGGUUAUUGCUGUUAUGCAGCGGGCGGCGGAGUUGAAUGUUCCUGGGAAGAGCUUUCCUAUGUUGAUGGAGUCGUUUCCUUUCCUCGCAAAAUUCCCCAACUGGAUGGCACCUUGGAAACAAGGUCUAGGCAAAGGACAAGGCCGUGGACGCCCAUUCUUCUACGCUCUUGCCGAAGAAGCAGCCCAAAAUCCCGAUACCGAUUCAUGCUACGCAAAGAAACUCUUCGAAGAGGGACCUAAGCAUGAUCUCUCACGCAUGGAGAUCUCCUCGCUCUCGGGGAAUCUCUUCGGCGCUGGCAGUGAUACUUCUAGCUCAACACUAGUCACUUUUGUCCUUGCGUGUUGCGCAUUCCCUGAUGCCCUUCCCAAAGCCUGGGAGGAACUUGAUCGAGUCGUGGGACCGCAUCGGAGCCCGACGUUUGAAGAUGAGCCGGACUUGCCGUACGUGAAGGCGUUUGUGAAGGAAGUGUUGCGGUGGAGAUCCGUUGCGAUUAUUGGAGGACAACCACAUGCACCUAUCAAGGAUGAUUAUUAUAAGGGCUGGUUCAUCCCACAAGGAACCUGGGUCCAGGGUAACGUGUGGGCUAUUCACCACCACGAACGAGAAUUCCCUGAGCCAGACCGCUUCAAUCCAGAUCGAUAUCUGAAGGACAGUCCCGAUCACCGUCCAUUCCCUGGUGAAAAGGGGUAUAUGACCUUCGGAUGGGGGCGGCGUGUAUGCAGUGGCCAGGGACUAGCAGAACAAGGGACCUUCAUCACGAUUGCGCGACUUCUUUGGGGAUUCAAAAUUGAAAAGGCGUUGGACAAGCAGGGCAACGAGAUUCCCGUGGACAUUUUCGACUUUACAAAUGGCCUCAACAUGCGACCCAAUCCAUUCGAUUGCCGAAUCACACCUCGCAGCCCGGAAAUCCGAGCCGCUAUUGACAGAGAGGGUCGGCAAGCACUGCAAGACCUGUCUCGUUUCGACGGUGAGACUCAAUACCGGAUGAGCACAUACUAUGCCACGGAGAAACUAUGA
Messenger RNA from Penicillium cataractarum, 1518 nucleotides. Its product is annotated as cytochrome P450. The transcript is spliced from 5 exons. Lineage: Eukaryota; Fungi; Ascomycota; Eurotiomycetes; Eurotiales; Aspergillaceae. Bases 1 to 1518 code for a protein of 505 amino acids. Gene Ontology annotation, molecular function: oxidoreductase activity, acting on paired donors, with incorporation or reduction of molecular oxygen; heme binding; monooxygenase activity. The record is from RefSeq and is a predicted model, not a curated record.